Symbiodinium sp. CCMP2456 is the source of this 2475-nucleotide messenger RNA. Lineage: Eukaryota; Dinophyceae; Suessiales; Symbiodiniaceae. The record is from the annotation of a GenBank genome assembly.
AUGGCAGAGCGACGUCUUGCUCUACUCAUUGGGCAGAGCUCCUCCGUUCCUGGAUUUCAAGACUUGAAAUACUGUCGUCAAGACGUUGACAAGCUAGCCUGGGCUUUGGAAAAGCUUUGUGGGUUCAGGGUCUUGAGCCUCAUAGAUGCAGAGAAGGCUGAUUUCCGGACUCUUCGCAAGCAGUUUAUGCAAGAGUUGUCCGGAGAGAAGGGCGCUCUAGCACUCGUCUACUAUGCCGGGCACGGCGUGUGCAGUCAGGGAAUACCGUAUUGGAUUCCGAAAGAUGCAGAAAAGGACCAGCUAUCGACCUACCAAGCUGUCAACGAGUUUUUGCAGCCCUUGUGCAGUAUGGUCUCCCAGUGUUCAUCAGCCGACAAUGCAGCUCAGUCAGCUUCAGCUUCACCGGCGCCUGGAACACGACUAGUCGUGAUUCAAGACUGCUGCAGGGAGAUUGUCUCGUCGAAGCCAGCUGACGACAGUUUUGCGGAGCAUACGCUCCAGCUAUUUCGUGAGAGAAUAGACUCGCAAGUCUGUUUGGUAUAUGCUUGCAGUGAGGGACGGCCUGCCUUAGAGAGUCGGUCCCAGCCUCACGGCCAGUAUACUGGGGCUUUCAUCCGUGCUUUGGAGAAACCGGGUUUAGAUUUGUACAAGCUUCUGGAAGAAAGCCGGAAGCUGUGUCUCCGUGACAGCAAGAAGUUCCAACAGCCGUGGUUCCAUUUCAGCGGAAGUUUCCAUGAUGUCAUCUUACAUCCCGAAACCAGCCUCAGCGCUGGGUAUUUUUUUGCUCACACAUUAGCAAUUGAGACGGACGCUACAGGAAUUGGCUCAGCAGAAGCUCUGCUGCGCGGUCUUGCCAUCGAUCUCCGUAGUCUGACAGGUGGCGGAGCACAGAUUCCUUCUACUUCGCGAGUCGCCAGUAUUUCAGAGAAGGCUCUUUCUAUCGGGCGGGAACUCAUUCCGCAAGCAUCUGGGCAUGCGUCACGGAAUUUGCUUAGCACCUGCUACCUUCUGAAAAUCAUCGGGCACAUGUUGCCGGAUGGGAUACCAGUGCUGCAGACAGCUGCCGAGCUACGCGUUCGAAGCUUCCUGCAUGAUUGCCUGGAGAGGUACACUGACUCACCACUGUCAUCAUGGGCUGCGGGGGUGAUCUGGGAAUCCCAUGAAGCCAUGGAUGCAACCCUGGCUGCAAAGGAGCAGAUUAUUCCAGACUCUGCCAGUGAACUCUCUGUCUUUGAGCUGGUGAAGCUGCCUGCCCUCUCCAUCUUGCGCAAAGCUUCAGAUGACAUCGGCAAGAAUUUUCAGGAAGCUGGAACGCAGCUCAACAAAGCCUGCAAUCUGAGAGAAGCCGUGACAUCUGCCAUAGAACAAGUCACCGUCCAAUGGCGUGAGGACGUUCGAGGGAGUUUGGACGGAGCCGAAGCAGCUAUCACAGACCAUGUGCAGAGCGUCAUAGAUUCGAUAACUAGCCCCCAUGAAGACCAAGCUACGGCAAGGGACUUCGUGUCAGGGCUGGCUGGCUCCGGUCUUGAAGGCAGUGCUGCGGAGAGGUUGGUGGAUUCUUGGCUGGAGAACGUGAAUAUGAACUCCCCGCAACUCUUCCAGAGUUCUUCUCGCGGUAGUCUUUGCUUUGAACAGCAUGGACAUUGUGAGAGGUUCGUCGCCUCUUUUCGCGAAUGGCUCCGUGUUUGUGCAUGGAGCCAUCUCCUUCGACACGCCGUGAGCAUUUCAGAGCUGGGAUCCUCUCGUAUGCGAGACAUCUUCAAUCCGGGCAAGCCAUGUUGGAGCAGCCUUGUUUCGCACUGCGAGUCUGGUCAUUUGCUGGAAAUGUCGUACUCCUUGUGCAGCUGCGACUGCAACCUUUGCGGUCGCUCGCAGGAUUUGGGAUCACGGGUACAUCUGUGCAAACAGUGCAGCUACACAGUGUGCGAUGCAUGGUCUUGCGGACAAUCGGCCGAUACCGACAGCACAGGCACCCUGAUAGCAUCGUUGCAGGCCGGUGUGCCCGAAAAGGCUUUUGAGCAGGGUGAGUCCCGUGACGAACGGCUAGUCUGCAAGAUCGCUGGGCGAACAUGUCUUGGCGCUGCUGCUGCUUUAGGAGCUCUUGUUCCCCCUGCUGGGCUGGUAUUGGGAACUGCCAGCACGCUGAUGCUGGGAGGGGCGGCAGCAGCGGCGGGUGCAACAAAGGGCCGGCGAGGAGUUCAAGACUUGCUUCACACUUUCGGAUCUGCUGUAGCUGGCCUGCGGUCUGCCAGGUUGUCCGUGGAAGACCUGAUGGUUCUCAAAGAGGAGCAGUUGCAGCUUGUUCAGACCGAGUGGCACCGCAAACAGGAAGAGGAUCUGCUGAAGAUGAAGUUGUGGGCAGGCGAAGAACUGGACGUACAAGAGAAUGCUGCAUGGAACAUGUUCGAGGAGACAGAAAUGAAACACGACGUGGUGAACUGGCUUGUGAUGUCACUGGAAUCAUUGCAAUUUUGA